Molecule: messenger RNA, 1424 nt
Organism: Mercurialis annua (annual mercury)
Lineage: Eukaryota; Viridiplantae; Streptophyta; Magnoliopsida; Malpighiales; Euphorbiaceae
Product: phytoene synthase 2, chloroplastic-like
Exons: 6
Coding region: 145-1329 (394 amino acids)
Biological process (GO): carotenoid biosynthetic process
Molecular function (GO): geranylgeranyl diphosphate synthase activity
Source: RefSeq, a predicted model, not a curated record
UAUAAGUUUGUUCAUUACAUUGAAAGAGUAAAGAGAGGUAGAGUAGUAUACUAUGAUAUAAAAUCCAUUGCCUUGAGUUGUAAAGAAAAAAAAUAGAGAGUCAGUAAGUUAUUAUAAUUAUCUUUUGAGCUCUAAAUAAUUGAAAUGAGCUCAAUAUUUUCAGUUUCGGCUAAGCCUUGCAUUAGAAGCAACCAUGCCAAAUCUGUAGUUACAAGAGCAAAAGCUCAAGUGAUGAUAGCUCCAACCCAAUCAAACUCAACUUCUGCUUUACCUCAGCAAAUAAUUGUUCGUAACGAUGUUCAUGUGCGCGAAAUUGUCGAAAGGCAGUCGCAAUCUGAUUCGUUAUUAGCCCGCCAACAUCUUUGUAAAAAGCCAGAGUUUCAUCCUUUGUUUCUUGAAGAAGCUUAUGAGGGCUGCAAACACAUUUGUGCUGAAUAUGCCAAGACUUUCUACCUAGGAACUUUACUAAUGACAGAGGAAAGGCAGAAAGCUAUUUGGGCAAUUUAUGUUUGGUGUAGGAGGACAGAUGAACUAGUAGAUGGACCCAAUGCAGACUACAUGAGCUCCUCUGUUCUGGACCGAUGGGAAGAACGAUUACACGAUAUCUUCGAUGGCCGGCCUUAUGACAUGCUCGAUGCUGCACUUACCGAUACUGUUUUCAAGUUUCCCCUAGACAUUAAGGCAUUCAAGGACAUGAUUGAGGGAAUGAGAAUGGAUACAAGGAAAAGUCGGUACUCGAAUUUCGAAGAGCUGUACCGUUACUGCUACUAUGUUGCUGGGACUGUGGGCCUAAUGAGUGUUCCUGUAAUGGGAAUAGCACCCGAAGCUUCUGCUUCUGCUCAGACAAUCUAUAAUGCAGCACUCAACUUGGGUAUUGGCAAUCAGCUCACUAACAUCCUCAGAGAUGUAGGAGAGGAUGCGAGGAGAGGAAGAGUUUACCUCCCACAAGACGAGCUUGAACAAUUCGGAUUAUGCGACAAAGAUGUUUUGGAUGGAAAAGUAAGCGACGGAUGGAGAGAGUUCAUGAAGGAACAAAUUACAAGAGCAAGAUACUAUUUCAACCUUGCUGAAGAAGGAGCCUCUCAACUCGACAAGGCUAGCCGUUGGCCGGUAUGGUCAUGCUUGAUGUUGUACAGAAAAAUCUUGGAUGCAAUUGAGGAUAAUGAUUAUGAUAACUUGACCAAGAGAGCUUAUGUUGGAAAGACUGAGAAGCUUCUCACCUUGCCCUUAGCAUACUCUAAAGCUCAAUCCCCAAACCAAUUUGAUUUGUCAUCAACAAUGUUAGAGUAUUUAGGAAUAUAUCAAAACACAUUUCUGAUCAAGAAAUGAACUAGUAUGUAUAUAAUUCAAUAAACCAAUAGUUUCACAAGAAAAGUCUUAUGACAUAAAUCUCACAUUUUAUCUCAUAUUCUUCAUCAUAAUGC